Mucor velutinosus is the source of this 1332-nucleotide messenger RNA. RefSeq lists its product as uncharacterized. Bases 1 to 1332 code for a protein of 443 amino acids. Gene Ontology annotation, molecular function: protein binding. The transcript is spliced from 7 exons. Gene Ontology annotation, biological process: signal transduction. Lineage: Eukaryota; Fungi; Mucoromycota; Mucoromycetes; Mucorales; Mucoraceae. The record is from RefSeq and is a predicted model, not a curated record.
AUGGAGCAUGUAUUAAUGUGGGAUGAAAAUAAAGUGGCAAAAUGGCUGUCCAGCAUUGGGCAUGCAUCGUUUGAGAAACAGUUUAGAGAACAAGGUAUUACUGGAGAUGUCCUCGUUAAUCUCGAUCAUGAAUCACUGCGAGAUUUGUCAAUACUUACCGUUGGUCAGAGGAUGGAUUUGCUCAAGAACAUUUACCAGCUAAAGAUCCACUAUCGAGUGCCUGUAAAUGAAUGGGAUUAUAUACCGCCAAGUGUAUUAUACGAAACUGAUUGGUUAGGACAAAAUGGUAUGGCAGAUUACAGAAAGAUUGAAGCAGCAUUUCAGGAACGAGAUGCCCGUAUAAAGCGAUUGACAGAGGAUCUACAACGAGUGAAUCAUGACAUGUCUAUACUAAGAGAGGAGAUUGGGCAGAUCAUCAAGCUUAAAGACAAGAAGUCACUACAAAACGACAACAACAGUAUCAAAUCCGCAACAUCUACAAAAGUAUCUUAUUCACAUCACGCCGCUAAUAGUAAACAUGCCAACUCGCCCACAAAGAUCAACAAUAACCUGGAUUACCACCACAACAACAUGUCAACAGACGACAAACUGACGCCCAAUGUUAUGAUCAAUGACGGUGGAGCCAUCAAGGUAUACGGCGAUAAGAUUUCCAAGGUUGAGCAUGAACCCGAAUCUUCCAAAAAUGUGCGCCUGUUGCUGGAUGAUCCCACAUCCAAGGUAAUUACAUCUGCCCUUAAAAAAUACAAUGUGGUGAGCGAUUGGCAGCAGUAUGCUCUAUGGAUUCAGUAUGGGCCACACGAUAACAUGCAAGAACGCGCUCUAGGUUACGAUGAGAGGCCUUUGAGGAUUUCACAAAAACUAAAAGAAGCUAAACAGAAUCCAGUUUUUGUGCUAAAGCACGUAAAAGAUAAUAAACCGUUCAUACCACCCAACUACAGCCAUCCCAGGCCAGCACCACCCAAACCUCAUGACAACAGCAACAGCAAUAAUAAAUCAUACAACAAAUCCAACAUAUCGCCGCUUAAUAAUAACAAUACCAGCACGAAUACCAGCACCACAUCCACAGCAAAUAAUACGACCAGCACAACUGCAACAACGCCUCCCAUCACCUCUGGCAGAGUUGGAUUUGAAGUUGUUAUUCCCGUCAUGUCGUCCUCCAUGUCGUCUCCCACCACCACAACCACGACAUCUACUUCCUCCUCGUCUUCCAAACGCUCGCCACCUCCUCCACCGCCUUCAGCGCAGCAGCAGUACAGCAAUGAGCUUGGCCUGGACAACGCCAUUGUAAAUGCCAUCUUUUCCAUCAACAAUAGCAACCCCCAAAAUCCAUAA